CUUUGCACAUCUAGUGUACCCAUAGACAUAGAAUGGCUGCAUUCACGUGUGUGGCGUCUCUGCGCAUCCUUUGUAAAUACUCACGUGUUGUCACAACUUCCCUUAGUCUGUAAGCAGCUGCUGGCAUUGUGUCCCUGCUGACCACAAGAUCUCCCUUCCUGUGACUUCAUGUUUGUUUCCUUGGAUAUUCUCCUCCCUGAGAGUCUUCUUUCAUGUACUUUUGCUUACAACCUGUGCUUUGGAGUACUGGAUCUGGUGUUGACUUUUAGACAAAUCAUCUUGGCCUGACAUGAGCUCCCAGACUCAUCCAGAUGGAAUUUCUGGUCGGGACCAACCAGUGGAACUUCUAGCGCAGACCCGUGCCAAACACAUGCCAAGCACUGUUGAUGUGAGUGCUGCUCUGCCACUUCAAGUGGCUUCCAGCACUCUACCCAUGGACCUAAGGCUUGAUCCCCAGUAUCCAAUUCCAGGAUCAGAAACCAGUGCAAGAGAGCAGCAGCUGCAGCAGGAACUCAUGGCUUUGAAGCAGAAGCAGCAGAUUCAAAGGCAACUUCUUAUAGCAGAGUUCCAGAGGCAACAUGAGCAGCUAUCUCGACAGCAUGAAGCCCAGCUUCAUGAACAUGUGAAGCAACAGCAGGAGCUCCUGGCUAUGAAACAUCAGCAGGAGCUGCUGGAACAUCAGAGGAAACUGGAGCAGCACCGCCAGGAGCAGGAGAUGGAGAAACAGCAGCGAGAGCAGAAGUUGCUUCAGCUAAAGAACAAGGAAAAAGGAAAAGAGAGUGCAGUGGCGAGUACCGAAGUUAAAAUGAAGUUGCAAGAAUUUGUGCUAAAUAAGAAGAAGGCCAUGGCUCACCGUAGCCUGAAUCACUGCAUGUCCAGUGACCCUCGUUUCUGGAAGACUCAACACAGCUCGCUGGACCAAAGCCCACCACCUCCGGGAGGUGUAUCUGCUUCAUACCACCAUCCAGUCUUAGGAAUGUAUGACUCAAAGGAUGACUUCCCCCUGAGAAAAACAGCAUCGGAGCCCAACCUUAAACUAAGAUCCAGACUGAAGCAGAAAGUGGCAGAACGGCGGAGCAGUCCUCUUCUGCGUAGAAAAGAUGGUCCUGGUGUUGGUAGCCUGAAAAAGCGGCCUCUAGAUGUGUCUGAUUCUGCUUGUAACAGUGCCCCUGGAUCUGGUCCAAGUUCUCCCAACAACAGCUCUAGCAACAUCAAUAAUGAGAAUGGUAUUACUGGACCUCUGGGCAUCCAGGCAGAGGGCUCCUUGGCACACAGACUCGUAAGUCGAGAUGGUUCGGUGGCUCAGCUCCCUCUUUAUACUUCUCCUUCUUUACCUAACAUCACUUUAGGACUGCCUGCCACCAGCUCUUCCAAUGGUGGAUCUGCACAAGAUACAGAACGCCUCUCUCUGCCUACACUUCAGCAGCGCCUUUCUCUGUUUCCUACUGCUCAUCUUACUUCUUACCUUGGCUCUGAAGCUGCAAGUUCCCAUAACCCUCUCCUUAAACACAUGGUCCUGCUAGAACAACCCAAUGCACAGAGCCCUCUUGUGUCAGGUUUAGGGGCUCUGCCACUUCAUACUCAGCCGCUGGUGUCACCUGAUCGCGUCUCUCCAACCAUGCACAAAUUGCGUCAGCAUCGCCCACUGGGCCGUACUCAGUCAGCCCCUCUACCCCAGAACUCACACGCUUUGCAGCAUCUGGUCAUACAGCAGCAACACCAGCAAUUCCUGGAGAAGCACAAACAACAAUUCCAGCAGCAGCAGCUGCAUCUUAACAAGAUGAUUCCUAAAGUAAAUGAAGCAUCACGGCAGCAUGAAAGUCACCCAGAAGAGACGGAAGAGGAGCUUCGAGAGCACCAGGCUUUACACGAGGAACCAUACAUUGAGCGCACGGUGGAGCAGGAACAAAAUCUUGGUUCUGUGAUUCAUGUAAAGCAGGAGAGAGAGGAAAGCGAGGAUGAAGAUAAUUCACUGGAACUGGAACAAGGCAAAAUACAAGCAGAUCAAGAUCUGCUUUUCAGACAGCAAACUUUAUUACUGGAACAGCAACGCAUACAUCAACUAAGGAACUACCAGGCCUCCAUGGAGGCCGCAGGCUUAGUGUUACCGUUCAGUGGACACAGACCUCUGUCAAGGGCUCAAUCUUCACCAGCGUCUGCCUCCUUUCCCAUGUCUGUCCAGGAGACACCCACCAAGCCCAGAUUCACCACAGGCCUUGUGUAUGAUACAUUAAUGCUGAAGCACCAGUGCAUAUGUGGCAACACCAAUAGUCACCCUGAGCAUGCUGGGAGAAUACAAAGCAUCUGGUCAAGGCUUCAAGAGACUGGCCUGCGCAGUAUGUGUGAGUGUAUACGAGGCAGAAAAGCCACACUGGAGGAAUUGCAAAGUGUACACUCAGAGGCUCAUACUCUUCUAUAUGGAACCAACCCCCUGAACAGACAGAAACUGGAAGGUUCUUUGACCUCCAUGUUCGUGCGUCUCCCAUGUGGCGGGGUUGGGGUCGACAGUGACACAAUAUGGAAUGAGGUGCACUCUUCUGGGGCUGCACGCCUUGCAGUUGGGUGUGUUACAGAACUUGCAUCCAAAGUGGUAACUGGAGAACUGAAGAAUGGAUUCGCUGUGGUACGUCCUCCUGGUCAUCACGCAGAAGAGAGCACACCAAUGGGUUUCUGUUACUUCAACUCUGUGGCAAUAGCAGCCAAGGUCCUACAACAGCGUUUCAAUGUGGGGAAAACUCUGAUUGUGGACUGGGACGUUCACCAUGGAAACGGUACCCAGCAGGCCUUUUAUUCUGACCCCAAUGUCCUGUACAUAUCGGUCCACCGCUACGAUGAUGGAAAUUUCUUCCCAGGGAGCGGAGCUCCAGAUGAGGUUGGCACGGGAGCUGGCGUGGGUUUCAAUGUAAACAUGGCUUUUACUGGUGGCUUGGACCCUCCAAUGGGAGAUGCUGAAUACUUGGCUGCGUUUAGGACUGUGGUGCUACCUAUAGCUAACGAGUUCUCCCCAGAAGUGGUUCUGGUAUCUGCUGGGUUUGAUGCUGUGGAAGGACACCCGGCUCCCCUCGGAGGUUACAGAGUAUCUGCCAAAUGCUUUGGAUAUCUCACAAAGCAACUUAUGGGGCUGGCUGGAGGUCGUAUCAUUCUGGCCUUGGAGGGAGGUCAUGAUCUUACAGCCAUAUGUGAUGCUUCUGAAGCCUGUGUCUCUGCUCUAUUGGGGAAUGAGCUUGAGCCUCUUCCCGAAUCAAUGCUUCAGCAAAGACCAAACAGCAAUGCAGUAAGCUCAAUGGAAAAAGUAAUACAAAUCCAAAGUGAAUACUGGCCUUGUUUGCAUCUUGUUUGCUCCACCGUUUCAUAUUCUGUUGUUGAGGCUCGGAAGAGUGAGACUGAGGAGGCAGAGACUGUGACUGCAAUGGCAUCGCUGUCAGUGGGAGUUAAUCAAGAGAGGACUGAUGAUGAGCCAAUGGAUGAAGAGCCCCCUCUGUAGCAAAGUUACUGGUGACUGCCCAGUGUGUAAAUCCGUACUAUUGUUGGGGGGAGGCCCCUCAGAUUUCUCCGCCUGCGCUCUGUCCCAAGGAAGAGGAGCAGCGACAUGGAUGUAAAGAACCCUGUGUACAUCACAUCCACAGAACCAGAAACCACGGCACACUGUGCCAUGCACAGCCGUACUGUGCCACCCCUAUCCAGGGGGUACUGCUCCUACAGGAGCAACUGGCAGCUCUUGCCAAACAUGUUUUACUAUUUACUUUAAUGAUUUUUAACAAAUACUUGUUCAAAGAAAAACAAGGAAAAAGUGACCUCCGGGGUCUCACAAAUAGUUUGGUGCUUUAACAUUCUGCAGAUUCACAAAGGACUCUAUGUGCGCUGGAAGGAGACACGGAGGUGACCGUGCUGUGCAGACACUUAUUUAAACCACUUGGUUUAGUCUUAGUUUUUGGAUGUUUCUUCUGAAUAAUGUGGACUCUACAGUGGAUGAAGAUAUCCUCUUAAACCUGUUAUUCGAUGAAGAACUGGUGACUGUCUUAAUCUGGAGAGGAAGAGGAGAAAGGAUUGUGCCUUGUCAAUGGUUGGAAAACAUUUUUCCGUUUGAAUGGUUUUUUUUUCUACUCACUGUUUGAGGACUUGCCUUAAAUUCCAAAUACCACAGCCAAGAGGAGUUGCGAAAAACCACAACAUGCAGAUCUGUGUCCUAUCACAGACGUAAUUCUGUGGAACUUUUGUGAUAAUCGGCAGUCGUCUCGUUGGGUUUAUUUUCCUUUUUUCUUUUUCUUUUUUCUUCUUCUUUGAAUCAAUUUGCAUGUCAUAGUUACAAUGACCAGACUGUCUCCACCACUCAUUACCUGUGCACACCAAGCAUAGACUUUUCCUACCGUCAGUGAUUUGUGGGAUCAUUUCUAAAAGUGGAGAUGUGGCCUCUCACUGCGCAGGGAGCGUGUUACUGGCCUGUGCGAUUCCUUUUCUUUUUUUUCUUUUUUUUUUUUUUAAAGGGGCUCAUUUUUUGGUUUUU
Pelobates fuscus (common spadefoot toad) is the source of this 4504-nucleotide messenger RNA. It is a transcript of the gene HDAC4, whose product is annotated as histone deacetylase 4. Gene Ontology annotation, molecular function: histone deacetylase activity. Bases 290 to 3484 code for a protein of 1064 amino acids. Gene Ontology annotation, biological process: negative regulation of transcription by RNA polymerase II. NCBI's taxonomy places the organism in Eukaryota, Metazoa, Chordata, Amphibia, Anura, Pelobatidae. The transcript has 27 exons. The record is from RefSeq and is a predicted model, not a curated record.